CCCCGCCCACUUCUCUUCUCCGCUGCGGAGGCGACAGAACUGGGCGAGAAGUUGGUGGUUCUUUAAGAUUGAAGAGAUUUUUAAAGGAUUAAGGCAGAAGAAGGGCAAAAAUCAGACUCUGAGCUACUGUUUGCCCCAGCUCAGAAAUGGCUUCUGUUCCAGUGUACUGCUUGUGCCAGUUACCUUAUGAUAUAACCCGUUUCAUGAUUGAAUGUGACCUGUGUGAGCAAUGGUUUCAUGGAAGUUGUGUUGGUGUAGAAGAGGACAAAGCAGAAGACAUCGAUCUCUACCACUGCCCCAACUGUGAAAUCCUACAUGGGCCUUCUGUUAUGAAAAACUACCAAAGGGUGCCAACGGUGCAGGAGCUGAUUGUGAACAAAGAAGUGGCGAAGAUGGAACAGACUGGGAGCCCUAUCCAGGAACUUCAGCCAAAGACCUUUCACAGCAACAAGAAAGUGAAUGAUUUUACCACGUCUAGGAAAUCCAAGGCCAAAUUGAAGGCACUUACCAAGGCUCAGCCUAAGCUAACAACUAAUGAGAAAUUUGACCUGGACUCUGAGGAAGAGCUGAAGAUUAAAGAAACGCUUCAAAAGGAGAAGAACCUAACAUCAAAGAAAAAGUUACCAAAAUUUCGCCAGAAGGUGCUCCGAGCCAUUCCUUGUUCUGACCCCAACAGAAUCCUAGAACCAGGAGAGGUGGAUUUUGAUGUUGAGGAAAAUUAUAUAAAAGAGGAGAACAUAGAGGACGGGUUGGAAGCCAAGGUAGAAUCCACUAGUGGAGCUUGUGGGAUUCUUGAUCUACUUAAAGCCAGUAGACUUAUUGGAGGACCUGACUAUGUGGGUCGCAGUAAAGCUCCUGUAUCCCCUGGGACACUGGAGGCAAUUCAGGGGAUGCUGUGUAUGGCCAACCUGCAACCUGUGUCAUCCUUGCCCCCGGCUUCCAGCUUUCAGGCCUGGUGGGCCCCAGAGGAAUACAGUGGCAGUAGUGAUUCCACUAGUGAAAAGGGUGGUGACCCUCCUGUGAGCCAGGAGGCGAUGAAGAAGCAGGCUGUCAAGCAGCUGGCCACCCACAGUAAAAAGAGUGAAAAGGAAGAGGUCAACACACAUAAGCCAGAGAACCUGGGAAACAGCUUCAAAGAUGAGUAUAUCCACCUGGAGUCAGAUGGGGAUGACUCUGUUUCAAAAUUAAGACCGAAGAAGAAGAAGAGUGCAGGUGAUGUUCCAUGGAUUAGUAAAGCGCGAGUGGUCCCAAGCCUCCCCAAGAGAGACCGGACAGUUAAGGAAGGAACCGUGGUAUCCUCCAUGGAGACAAGAUUGACUGGGACAGUAGAAAAGUUAGCACAACAGGAACCUUUUUGGGCCAGCCUAUCUGAUCACAAAUACAGUGCUCAGCCCAAGAUGUUUGGGAUUGCUCAGGUGAAACAGAGCUUCACACCAGAGGUCCCUGGUGUCUUCUUGCCCCAAGAGCGCCCAUCAGUCAGCUCCCAUGGGGACCAGAUGACACAAGGAGAGCGUCCCAAAAAAGGACAGGCUACAGCAAAGCAGCGUCUUGGCCGUAUUUUGAAAAUCCAUAGGAAUGGCAAGCUUGUUCUUUAAAAACUUUUAUGCAGUUCAGGGGCCUACAAAUUGUCCUUCAUGCCUUUUUUAAGGACUUCACAAGUUUCAAAAGACACACACAAUUCUGUAUACAAAGAAAAGAACAAUGUGACUGUAUGUCAAACCAUGAAUCUCUGUUACAUACAGCUUGUUGUUGUUUUUUUUAAAGUUCUGUGUUACAUUUAGCAUUGUAGAAAUCAAACUGUCCUGCUCAUUUACAUGACCUAUUCAGUCUUUCUAAGUUCUCAUCAUUGUAUUUUGAGAAUGUUUCAUAUAUGUGCUUGUUCCUUUCUUUCUCUGCCCCUUCCCUUUCUUUCUUCCUCCCCAUCUUCCCUCUCUUCCUUUCUUCUUCCUUCCUUUGCUUCCUUUUUCCUUUCAUUCCUUCAUCUUUCCUCUGUUUUCCUCAUUCCUCCCUCCCUCCCUUUCUUCUUUUCCAUCCUUCCUUCCCUGCCUCUUUCCUUCUUUCUGUCCCCUUUCUUUUCAUAAUCACUAUCCUCCAGAGUCUUUCCCGUAAUUGUUGCUCUCCAUAAUAAAAAUAAAAUCGUUUCUCUGUGCAACUCAUGCCCCUGAAAGCGUGGUUGUGUAGGAUUCUUCUUUGGGAGAGACUUAUUGCUUAGGAGAGAGCAGAUGUGCUAGACUUCUGGCUUUCAACUUGAAGAGAGAAGACACACAGUUUCAGACUCUCUUUAGGUCUGAAGAGAGAGAGAAGGAUCCUGGGAAGAAGCCGACAUGUAGAGGAGCUGUCACCUCCAACCAUAAAGACUUCAUGGAAUUUCUCCUUGGGUGAUAUCAGACUCACUCUCACUUGAGCUGAGUUGUCUCACAGCCAAUGGGAGAACUCAUCCACUCUACAUUGUCUGCUGUAUUUCCACACGUGUACCCUCUCUGAUUUCUGUUCUGCUAUUCAUUUAGAUAAAUGGUUUAUUCAC
This is a messenger RNA of Trichosurus vulpecula (common brushtail), 2524 nucleotides long. RefSeq names its product histone lysine demethylase PHF8-like. Gene Ontology annotation, biological process: positive regulation of DNA-templated transcription. The record is from RefSeq and is a predicted model, not a curated record. Bases 147 to 1595 code for a protein of 482 amino acids. The transcript is spliced from 13 exons. Gene Ontology annotation, cellular component: Set1C/COMPASS complex. NCBI's taxonomy places the organism in Eukaryota, Metazoa, Chordata, Mammalia, Diprotodontia, Phalangeridae.